Gracilinanus agilis (Agile Gracile Mouse Opossum) is the source of this 1401-nucleotide messenger RNA. RefSeq names its product FEZ family zinc finger 1 (gene FEZF1). NCBI's taxonomy places the organism in Eukaryota, Metazoa, Chordata, Mammalia, Didelphimorphia, Didelphidae. The record is from RefSeq and is a predicted model, not a curated record. The transcript has 4 exons. Bases 1 to 1401 code for a protein of 466 amino acids.
AUGGACUGUAGUUCCCACCAUCCGACCACAAAAAUAUUAGCUUCUCCUCCGUCCAGAGAGAGCCUGCCGGCUAGAGGCAACAUGAUCAGCGCUUCCAAACCCCUCGCCUUUUCCAUUGAACGAAUAAUGGCCAGGACUCCAGAGCCCAAGUCUAUGCCCGUCCCCCAUUUCCUACAGGGAUCUGUACCCAAAGGAGACCCCAAGCACUCGUUGCACCUCAACUCAUCGAUCCCGUGCAUGAUUCCCUUUGUGCCGGUGACCUACGAUACCAGCCCCAAAGCCGGGCUGACAGGGUCGGAACCAAGAAAAACCAACCUGGACUCCUCCACUUCUUCUCCGGCGGCGUCGUCUUUUAGCUGCAGUGAUCUGUUGAACUGUGCAUUGAGUCUGAAGGGAGACUUUGCCCGCGACGCUUUGCCUCUACAGCAGUAUAAAUUGGUCCGACCUCGAGUGGUCAACCACUCCUCCUUCCAUGCCAUGGGGGCUCUGUGCUAUUUCAACAGGGGUGAUGGUCCUUGUCACCCGUCGACCAGUGUCAACAUCCACCCAGUGGCUUCCUAUUUCCUCAGUUCCCCUUUACAUCCACAACCCAAGACGUAUUUAGCAGAGAGAAACAAAUUGGUUGUCCCGACCGUGGAAAAAUACCCCUCGGGAGUGGCUUUCAAAGACUUGUCCCAGGCUCAGCUGCAACAUUACAUGAAAGAAAGUGCCCAGAUCCUCUCGGAAAAAAUUGCUUUCAAAACCUCAGAGUUCAGCCGAGGCUCUCCCAACAGCAAACCCAAAGUUUUCACUUGCGAAGUGUGUGGAAAGGUAUUUAACGCGCAUUAUAACUUAACCCGCCAUAUGCCGGUGCACACAGGAGCCAGACCCUUUGUCUGCAAAGUUUGCGGAAAGGGCUUCAGACAAGCGAGUACUCUCUGCCGUCACAAGAUCAUUCAUACCCAGGAAAAACCCCACAAAUGUAACCAAUGUGGUAAAGCAUUUAACAGAAGUUCCACUUUAAAUACUCACACUCGAAUACACGCUGGCUACAAACCUUUUGUUUGUGAAUUCUGUGGCAAAGGAUUUCAUCAAAAAGGAAAUUACAAAAAUCACAAGCUGACUCACAGCGGGGAGAAGCAGUUCAAAUGCAAUAUCUGCAACAAGGCUUUCCACCAGGUCUACAACCUGACUUUCCAUAUGCACACCCACAACGACAAGAAGCCCUUCACUUGCCCCACCUGUGGUAAAGGCUUCUGUAGGAACUUUGACCUCAAGAAACACGUCCGUAAGUUGCACGAUAGCGCCCUGGGGCUGCCCCGCGCCCCAGCUGAGGCCGGCGCUGACCCACCGCCUCAGAUGCAACCCCAGACUCCGAUACCGCCGCCGCCUCCCGGCUCAUUGCAGCCUCCUCUUCAUUAA